CCAGAAAAGUGCCUGAAAGUGAAGAAAACGAACUGGAUUUUCAUAUUAUAUCAUUUUAAAUGCUUCGACUGCAUAAAUGAUAUGCGAAACGUGUGCAAUUAUUACUACGACAAGAAGUGAAGUUGGGACCUGGUUCUGUGAUCUGUGAUCUACAUAUGCUAUGUUCCUAGCCAAUAUCGUUUGAUUAUCAACGUUACCACACACACACACAUGCGGACACGUGGCAAUGGAAAUUGGUGUGAUAGCUGAGCCAGCGUUAAAGAGUGCAAUUAGUAAUCGAGCAAAGCGACGGACGACGUCGGCCAACUGAGUUUUCAUUCAUCACUUUUUUUGUUGUUGGCAAACGAAACAGCGAGAAAUAGCGAUCAAACGAGAGACAAGAAAUCAUCGAAAGAGCGAUAAACAUGCGGAACGGUUUCAGCAAUGCCAUGCGGCAGCCCACAGAGGAUAAUGCGCACAGCAGCUUUGAGCUGGAUGAGCAUGAGCCGCAGCUGGAGGCAAGCAAAGCGACUGCAACCAGCAGCGAGCAGAGUAGCUUGACAGCAGGAGCAGCAGCAGCCAACACAACCACAAACACAGCCAACGACAGCAGGACAAAGCAGGACGAAUCGGAUAUAAGCGAUCGAACGGAUACGCAGAGCACGCACAGCAGCAGCUCAACGCCAACCACAGCGGAUGUGGCCGAUGUGGCAGCCGAUGCGGAAACCAUCAACUCGUUGCCCCUCUCCCCGGCCAUCUAUGGUCGGGGCGGUCAGCUUGUCAAGCGUCAUUCCUCCACAACCAAGCAGCAACAAACUGAUAAUCUUUCCGCUUCGAUAGCCACAACCAGCGAUGUGCCCGACCAGGAUAAUGUGCCGACGUCAUCACGGUAUGCGGCCACGCAUCCCAGCGCUGCGAUUGCCGAGACAAACGCACCGAUUGCCAGCAAUACCAGAACAUCAGGCGGCACACAUCGACGCACUCUCUCCUCCACAUCGUACAUCUCGAUGCGUUCACAACUGGGCGCCACAGGAGCGACAACGCCGCCAGAGCCGCCGCGACGCAAUCGUUUCUUUGAGUGGAUACGCGUCGUCUGUAAGAUGUGCUGUUGCAAGAGUUCGGGAAUUGGCGAGCCAAGUGUGCAUCAUGCGCUGGUUGUGAUAUUUUUAGAGUUCUUUGCGUGGGGUCUGCUCACCAUGCCCAUUAUAUCGACCCUGAAUCGCACUUUCCCCGAUCACACGUUCCUUAUGAACGGCCUGGUGAUGGGCAUCAAAGGCAUACUGUCAUUCCUAUCGGCGCCAUUGAUUGGCGCUCUGUCCGACAUUUGGGGUCGCAAAUUUUUCCUAUUAGUCACAGUAUUCUUCACUUGUAUGCCCAUACCGUUGAUGUGCAUAAAUACCUGGUGGUUCUUUGCCUUGAUCUCAAUUAGCGGCGUUUUUGCCGUCACCUUUUCGGUGGUGUUCGCUUAUGUGGCCGAUGUGACCACACCGGAGGAGCGCUCCAAGGCGUAUGGCCUGGCUUCGGCCACAUUUGCGGCCAGUCUGGUCAUAUCACCCGCACUUGGCAAUGCUCUGAUGGACAUGUAUGGCGAUACGUUGGUCGUCGCCCUGUCCACAGCGAUUGCCGUGCUGGAUGUCUUCUUCAUACUGGUUGCGGUGCCGGAGAGUUUGUCGGAAAAGAUGCGGCCAGCAUCGUGGGGUGCGCCCAUCAGUUGGGAGCAAGCAGAUCCCUUUCUGGCACUGCGCAAGGUGGGCACAGAUAAGACCGUCUUAAUGCUGUGCUUAACGGUGCUGCUUUCCUAUCUGCCCGAAGCUGGCGAGUACUCCUGCAUGUUUGUCUAUCUGAAGCUGAAAAUGGGCUUCAACUAUGUUGAAGUAUCCAUUUUCAUUGCUGUCGUUGGCAUUCUCAGCAUCACAGUACAAGUUACGCUUGGCUCUUUUAUGAAAGUACUUGGCGCCAAGCGCACAAUCAUUGUGGGCCUAGCCCUUGAAUUAGUUCAACUGCUUUGGUAUGGUUUGGGCAGUCAAAAAUGGAUGAUGUGGUCAGCUGGCGUUGUCGCUGCCUUGGGAUCUAUCACCUAUCCAGCUAUAAGUGCAUUUGUAUCACUUUAUGCCGCUCCCGAAAGUCAAGGUGCCGUUCAGGGAAUGAUCACCGGCAUGCGAGGCCUGUGCAAUGGCUUGGGACCAGCGGUAUUUGGCGUCAUCUUUUAUUUGUUUAAUGUUGACUUGAAUGUCGAUCAAGAUUCCUAUGUGAAGAGCAGUCAUACGAGUGUUGAAAAAAUCUCACAUCAUGUGCCGGGGCCGCCGUUUGUCUUCGGUGCAUUGUGUGUCUUCUGUGCCAUUGUCGUGGCUGCUUUCAUACCCGAGGGCCAGCAAACGACAUUGGAAAAGAAACGUGCCUCGCUUGAUGUGCAGUACGAGAUCGAAACUGGCCACAAAGUGCCCAGCUCGUUGGCGCCUCUAAUACGCUCCGAUUCGCUGGCGCAACUGUAGUUCGACAUGGCCGACACGACCACGCCCAUGCCCAUGCCCACGCCCACACCAACACCAAUAUUGUCACACAAUCGCAAAACAGCUGGUGUCUAUACAAUUUAGUGUAACUGUAAACAACAAAAAAAUGCUGUAUCUAGUUUUUGCUUUAGUUUAUGAACUGCAAACCACAUCAACAAAAAAUCCCCCAAAAACCCCAGCGCUAAGUUAGGAUUUCUAGGUUUACUUCGACUAAAGAUGCUGUUAUUAUUUUCCUUGCCGCGUGUGAUUUGCUAUUUAACAACAAAAAAACAACAACAACUAACUGUAAUUGUGCACGACCUCAGAGUUAUUUAAAUAAUAGUAUGAUUGUAUGUAUUUUACGAGUAUAUUUUACACUUCACGUUUAGUUAAUUUUAGAGUCGAUCCAUUCUUCUUAUUUUUCGUGCUUGCCUCGUGGCCCGCUAAACAAAUUAAUUUUCGAAUUCAAUUGAAUGUAACAUCACAGGAACAAGUGUUUUUUAGCAUACAUAAACACACUCUCUUUUUUUAUUAUUUUUAUAUAUAUCAAAACAAAAAACUGCCAAAUAAACAGAAGAAAUACAAUUAUUAUUAUUUUUUUGUGAGAUGUGCAGCACAAGAAAUCUAUUUCGGGUUAUAUCAAAUGUUUUUUAGGCGGCCACAAAUAACAAUUGUACACAUAUAUUUAUAUAAACAAAUAUAUUUAUAUAUAGAAUUGUUUAAUUGAUCAGUAAUAUCAGUAAUCCGCAGCAUUGUUCAUGGUUUGUUAUAUUUACGCGUAGAAGACACAACAAAUUAUUAAAUUAUAGAUUUAACUGUGUAGUAAGCUUUACUUUGCAAAUUUUUAGUGUGAUCUGAGGAACAUAAGAGUCAAACUGUUCGAGUCGAGUCGAGUCGUAAACGAAAAACAAAAUAAAUAAAACGCAAAUAAUACAAAAAAAUAUAUAAAUCUAAUAAUAAAUCUGGAGCUAUAGAUUUUAUUUUGUUAAAACAAAAUAUAAACUGAAUUAUUAUUUACAAAUUAAACAAGGCUUAGCGUAAUACAAAAAAAAA
Molecule: messenger RNA, 3521 nt
Organism: Drosophila sulfurigaster albostrigata
Lineage: Eukaryota; Metazoa; Arthropoda; Insecta; Diptera; Drosophilidae
Product: hippocampus abundant transcript 1 protein
Exons: 9
Coding region: 405-2471 (688 amino acids)
Biological process (GO): transmembrane transport
Cellular component (GO): membrane
Molecular function (GO): transmembrane transporter activity
Source: RefSeq, a predicted model, not a curated record